Molecule: messenger RNA, 2773 nt
Organism: Physcomitrium patens
Lineage: Eukaryota; Viridiplantae; Streptophyta; Bryopsida; Funariales; Funariaceae
Biological process (GO): protein phosphorylation
Molecular function (GO): ATP binding; protein serine/threonine kinase activator activity; protein kinase activity
Source: RefSeq, a predicted model, not a curated record
UUGAUGCAAAUGCUUUGCACACAUGCACCAAGUCGACGACAUCCCUCUUAGUUGCACGAACUUGUAUUUUCAGAGUUUAAGGGAUUGUCUAGCAGCUUCAGGGAUGCUUGUCACGUGACGCUCUAGUGGGGUAUCGCUGCAAAAUGGCCUCACCGCCGUAGGUUUGUUAAUUGGCUUACUCUUGGAAGUUGGGGGCACCAAUGGAGGGGCAGGGGAAGGAGCAGAAGAAUGGGGUUGGGGAGGAGGGCGGUGAUGAGGAAGGGAGAAGAGGUUAUCCUCUGUCUGCGAGUGAUUACAGGAUAAUGGAGGAACUAGGGCGUGGCGCUAGUUGUACUGUGUAUAGUGCUCUGUGCUUGCCCUACAAUGAAUUGGUGGCGAUCAAAGUGCUGCAGCUUGACGAGGGCACCCGAAUUUCGAGCGACUUCUGGACGGCGUCGAAAAGCCGAAUUCAGCACCCCAAUGUUCUGACGGCUUACUGCUCCUUCACUACCAGUCACAAUGUCUGGGUUGUGAUGCCGUUCAUGGCUGGUGGAUCAUGUUUGGAUAUUAUGAAAGCUGCCUUCUCAAAUGGUUUUGACGAGAGUGUGGUGUGUACUUUUUUAAAAGAGUCGUUGAUGGGUCUCAAUUACCUUCAUCACCAUGGCCGUAUUCAUCAGGAUGUGAAGGCGGGAAAUAUCUUUGUGGAUGGGAAUGGACGAGUCAAGCUCGCGGAUUUUGGUAUUUCCACCUGUAUAUUGAAUGCAGGUGAUCAACAACAGUCAAGAAGCAGUUUACUGAGGUCUUGUUACUGGAUGGCUCCAGAGAUGAUUGAGCAAGUUCAUUUGUACGAUUCCAAAGCUGAUAUAUGGUCUUUUGGAAUUACGGCAUUGGAGCUUGUGCAUGGGAUUGUCCCCUUCUCGAAGUAUCCUAUGAAGGUUUUCUUCAAUACUUUACAGAAUAAGAUCUCAGAGAUGAAUUGUGCAUGCUUCAAAAUGUUCUCUAAGUCCUUCAAAGACAUGAUUGCAAUUUGCCUUGCCAAGGACCCCUCAAGACGUCCAACAACAGAACAGCUGCUGAGACAUCCGUUUUUCAAGCAAGCGCGCAGUCCUGAGUAUAUCUACCAACAUGUUCUAGAUGGCUUGUCAUCAUUAGGUGAACGUUCCAAAAAUCUCAAGAUCAUUGAAGCUGCUCAACUCGCUCUGAAGAAAAGCCCUCACAGUAAAGAAAAACUAUCCCAGGGGGAAUACUUAAGAGGACUACACAAUUGGAUAUGCAAUGCACAUGAUAUCAGAAAGACAGAGACUGAAGUGGCAAUUUUCAAAGGAGGUCCCGCUGAUUUAGCAGCUCAAAUGGAUGUCGAUUGGGAAAGUUCUUGUCUUCAUUCCAAGAGCGCCAGCUCCAUUGAGAUCAUGGACAUCAUUGCCGAACGGGACGCAGCAUUAAUGGAAAAGAGCACAGCUUUAGCAGAGAAGAUGGCAGCAUAUGCUGAGCGGGACGCUGCAAUCUUGCAGCGAGACAUCGCUUCUGCAGAUAGAGACGCAGCAAUUUUGACCCGAGACGCUGCCUUGGCUGCCCUGGCUAGACUCGAAAGGAAGUCUUCUGGACGUGGUCGAAGACCAUCCCAGACGGCAUUGGACGAAUCGAUGCACGGAUCUAAACUAUUACAGCGGAUGGACCUUGCAGAACAUAGCGCAUUUUCAUCUGAAUUCCACCCGACUGCAGCCAAUCCAUCACAUUCAGGUAUCAUGCUUUUAGAUCCUGAUUCUGCACAUUUGCAAGGUGUACACAGAUUUAGUAGGGACAAGGAGUCACAAAUAGAGAUUUUUGUACGAACGAAAAGGAAGGCGACCGAAAUGGCAGAAGCCACUCAUAGGGGUAAACAUCCCCGAGCAGCACCUAAGAAAUCACGGAAUUGGCCUGUAACACACCAAGGUCAGCAACCAGUGCAAGAACGGGAGAGUCAGGCCCAGGUUGCUAAUGAAGAAGAGGGAGGUCAGAUUAGGGAGCCAGAGCUUGUAAGCAGUAGAAUAUUUCGAUCUCAGACUGUACCCACUCCCAUUCCGUACUGUUCUUGCACGGGUAUGAACCAGCAGUGCUAUAGGUGGGGAAAUGGUGGCUGGCAAUCAGCCUGUUGCACAACGUUAAUCUCUAUGUUUCCCUUGCCUCUGAACCCCAAGAAGAGAGGCUCACGCUUGGCAGGGCGGAAGAUGAGUGCUGGAGCCUUUGACAAGCUUCUGGAGAAGCUAGUGUCCGAAGGUGUCAACAUCAAUCUACCGGUCGAUCUUAGGGAGCAUUGGGCCAAGCAUGGUACUAAUCGGUAUGUUACUCUGCGCUAAUCUGGUCUAGCGAAAUACUUUUUGUGACCUUUCACAUGGCAUUUGGUGAGCUUUGUAGUUAAUCUUGGAUCUCUCUUUUAGUCAGUUUAACUAGGUGUGGAACUUAAUUAGGUCCAAGCCUAGUGCUCGAGGAUCCUCACACUCUUGACAGCGUGUCAAGCUUAUUAGAUUAUGUACAUUUGGGUUCUCCAGAGCAAUGGAUUUGACCCUGACCUAGAGAUACCACAGCCACUGGAGUCUGUAUAGUUACUGUGUUUGUUUCCAAGUAGUUACAAGUUAGUAUCCAGUUAAACCCUGUCCGCACGAAACUGAACCAUAGGAAGAUCGCAUUUUGUGUUUUCUCACCUGUCUUGUCUACUGGAAUUGAAGGAUGAGUAUUACAACUGGCUUGAUUUUAUACUGAAUUUGUGGCACUUUAUUGGUGUCAAACCUUGAACGAACGAGAUGUUUCUGUUGAA